CAACGCUUCGGCAAACAGAUUCCUGCCGAGCGUUAAUGAACAAUCAAACCAUUUCAAGAAGAAAGCGCCGGCGAUUUACUUCCUAGUUUAACGUGCUAGGAAAUCCCUGAAUUUUACUGACAAAUGCGACACAUUUUAACAUCGAUCUAUAUUAAUAUUAUAGAGAACAUACAAAUUUAGAUUUUCAACAUAAUGGCACAACGCUCGUCUUGUGGAAGAAGUUAGUUUCAGCGACAGGUAACUUUCGUCAUCUAUACACUUGCGACAGGUUGUGAAUCCAGUUCAGCUUCCUCUUUCGGACAUAAUGAUGAAGUUAUCGGCCUUGCUCUUGGGUUUUGUCUUGGUGUGCUGUCUGGUCAUCGCUGGCUACAUCCACUCCACACGCAAGCAGGAGAUCUACCUAAAUAAAAAAGCUUCCUUUCUAGAUAUUAAGUUCAGAGUGACCAGGGAUGUUCUGGGAGAAUAUCAGGAUCAGCUGACCCAAUCUAACUCGCUGCUGAAAAAGUUAGAGCAAGAUGUGGUUAAUUUAACCAAAGAGAUAUCUGAAACUAAAACCUUUGCAGGGAAGAAAAAGACUGAAGUAGAAACCUGUAAAGGACAAAAGAAACAAAUUACAAAUGAAAUAGCAGCUACACUGUCAGAGAAGACAAAUGAACAGAAUGAGUUUGUCAAAGAGAAGUCCCGCUGGGUCGAGGAGAUUUCCUCUCUAAAAAGACAAACACAGGUGUACAGCAGGAUUUGCGACUAUAUUGACAAGACAUCUGCGGAGGGAAGGAAACUGUGUGGAUUAAGUGAACAGCCAAAACCAAAGUUAGUGGAACCACCCAAAGCGGAGGUACCCAAAGCGGAGGUACCCAAAGCGGAGGUACCCAAAGCGGAGGUACCCAAAGCGGAGGUACCCAAAGCGGAGGAACCCAAAGCGGAGGAACCCAAAGCAGUUAUACAAUGAGUAAAAAAACAAGUUCAUGUGAUUUGUGUGUGAAGAAUUACCACAUCAGCGAUUUGAGAAAUGUAGAAGCUUUAUUAAGCUAAACCUGACUGUCUUGCCUGGGUUGAUCUCUGGCAUUCUACAAGCAUAUCUGAAAGGAGAAUGACACACACUUACCUUUACACACAGACAAACACACACACACACACUUGAGGGUUAAACUGAUGAGAUGAGCACACCUAUUGCCUGUGAAGAGUCAUAUUCCUGAUUAAGGUGGAUGAACCACCAGGUUACGUGAGUUGGCUUUGUUGACAUCUUCACCUAACAAAAUUACAUUGCCAUUAAAAAUCUAAAAAAACAAACAUUUUUUUACAUUUUUAAAAACUUUCUCUGUGAAUGUUAACAGUAGCAUACACUGCUUUUUCUGUCUUUUUUCUCUCUAUCCUUUAGUUUACCUUGCCCCUGUUACAGUAAGUGACCAUAUAUGAGUGUCAUUAUGACCCUCCCUCAGGCUCUGCCACUAUGGCACACUAUCAUGCAUAUUUGCCCGUUUGUAUCGACCAAUGGGAAAGCUCUGACCCUUUCACUGUCACCCCUCAUCAUCCUCACCCUGGUUACCAUUAUUAUUUAGUCCUGACAAAAACAAGCUUAACCAAUCAGGGCCUUCAGUGGAGCAGAAAAACUGUUAGGAAAUUCUAAGAGUUGCUUACAGUGUAAAGCUUUCAGAGUCUUAACAUUGGUUGUACACCAUAUAUUGUGAUGCUUGGAGUGAAAAUAAAGUGGGUCCUUUGUUGAA
This is a messenger RNA of Xyrauchen texanus (razorback sucker), 1724 nucleotides long. RefSeq lists its product as uncharacterized. The transcript is spliced from 4 exons. The coding region runs from base 305 to 949 and encodes 214 amino acids. The record is from RefSeq and is a predicted model, not a curated record. Lineage: Eukaryota; Metazoa; Chordata; Actinopteri; Cypriniformes; Catostomidae.